Messenger RNA from Dermochelys coriacea (leatherback sea turtle), 3338 nucleotides. It is a transcript of the gene TMEM109, whose product is annotated as transmembrane protein 109. Lineage: Eukaryota; Metazoa; Chordata; Testudines; Dermochelyidae. The transcript is spliced from 4 exons. Gene Ontology annotation, biological process: cellular response to gamma radiation; intrinsic apoptotic signaling pathway in response to DNA damage by p53 class mediator. Bases 727 to 1515 code for a protein of 262 amino acids. The record is from RefSeq and is a predicted model, not a curated record.
GCCCGCCUCCCAGCCCCGACGACUCCAAUUCCCAGCGGGCCCGGGCCAGCUGCCGGAUUUGACUUUCGCUCCCAGCAGCAGCAGCCCCAGCCAGGCAGCCUCCGCUCAGGCCCGCCCUGCCAGGAGCCAGAUGGGCCCAGGCCGCCCCGCCUUCAGCGGGUGAGACGCGCUGCUGGGCCAGGGGCGUUCCCUGGGAGUCACGGGCCUGGCGGUGACGUGCGAAGCCUGGAGCACCCACGACGCUCGUUGCUCCCGCCGGGGCGACUCGCCCCUGUGUCACGCGCUGUGCUGGCUCCGCCAUCGCCGGGAAGGCAGCCAGCCCUGGGGAGCGCCGCGGCACCUGUUCCGGGCAGGCAGCUGACUUCAUAGAGGACAGGAGGGGGGAGCUCACAAUGACACAGGGGAGCUUGGGCCACCUGCACGCAGUAAUUGGAGCCAGCGAGCGGUGCCUGCGCUGCCCUUGCUGUUUUCCUCUUGUUGUGUGACACGCUGCGGCUUUGCAAUAUGCUGCUACGUGGGAACUUGGCGUCGGGUCAGGAGUGAUCCUGGACCUGGCUUAGAUGAUUCUUCCCAAAGAUGGCCCCUCUGGCUGCUGAGUCAUUGCUGGUCCCCGUGCAGAGAGAGCGCCUCCUUUUGAGUCAGCCCGCCUGCAACACCGAGCUGUUCUUUCAGUCUCUCCCAUCCAAGUACUGAGCUACUGUGAACUUGCUCAGCAGGGGCUGUGUGAUGCAAUCGCUGCCUCAGAUGGGUGAAGAGAUUCCUGGGGCUGAGAGUAGAGCUGGAGAGAUGACUGGGUGGGAUCCUAAGGUCUGGUGCUGCCGCCAAGCUCUGCUCCAACCAGCCGUGGUUAUCCUGAUGUCAGUCGCUUUCCUUCAUGUAGCCGUGGUGCGCACUCAGCACUAUUGCAGGGAAGCUUGGAGAGAGGGGGCUUUCCAGGCUGACUUCUUGUCCCAGCUGGCUCAGGGCAUGAGGGAGACCCUGGAGGAGUGGAUUGGCCGGGACACACUUCAGCUAGUGACAGAGAAUGUCUCUGCCGGGUUCUGGAUUGUGUCCUCUGGCAUCUCGGCAGGUCUGAUCACCCUGUCCGGAAUCGCAGGGCACAUCCUAAGCGCCUUCGGAGUGAAUGGUGAUCAUGUGGUCCAGCCCCUUAAGCUGGGCCCUGCCCAGGUACAGACCCUUCUGCUGUGGGGCCUGGCCGCUGUGGUGGGCUAUUGGCUGCUCUCGCAGCUGUUGGGCCUGUUGCUAUCCAUCCUGGGAUGUGUCAUGUGGGGGCUGAAGGUGGUGUUCUUCCUGGGCUGCUUCCUGCUGAUCGUCUCGGCGGUGCCCAACCCCUCGGUGCAGGCCUUGCUGCUGCUGUGCCUGCUCAUCCUGUAUGCCCUGCUGGGGAGGCUUAGUGGGGCGCGCCACUCCGGGAGUCAACUGGAGGCCAAGGUGCGCAACCUGGAGUGGCAGGUGGAGGAGCUGCGGCGCCAGCAGAGGCGGGUAUCCCCUAGGAACCUGGAGCAGGACGAGUGAGGGGCAGGAGGUGGCCCCUCCCAGCACACUACGGACUCUCACUCCACAAUUCACAGCUACCCUGGUCCUCUGCACGUGCUCAUGGGGGCAUCUCCACCCUCGGGUACUCACAGCCCCUCCCUUCUAUGCACAUUCACAGGCCCCACCCACUCAGUGGCUCUUCUCAGGCCCCUCUCCUCUGCACACUCACAGGCCCCACCUGCCCCAUGGUCCUCCUGAGGUGCCUCCCCAUUGUUCAAACUGACAGACACUACCCACCUCAGGGACUCGCAGGCCCCACCCCCAUGCACAAAUUUACCCACACCUGUAUUCCCUAGGGCACUUGUCUCUGGGGCGGGUGUGGGGGACAGAAUGCAAGUAAAACCAAAAGAGAGCUCUCUGGAGUGGAGGAAUGAACCAGUGGGAGGUGGUGUGAUUUUCCCCAGCCUGCCCUGGUCCCAUGGGCUGGGGAUGGGAGGUGCUCCCUCAGUUGCCUGCCCCUACCCCUGCCAUCUCCCAUAGAUUUGCUGCCAUGGGGCUCAUCAUGCUGGGGCUUAAAAGGGCUGCUUUGAUGUUGGUGAAGUCUGGGACCAAGUAAUGUUUGGUCUUGGGUGCUAAGAUGCUGAAUUCCGCCCCUUCUUAUGUCCCUGCUGUCUCCCUCUUGUCCCCUUCCCAUGCUGCCCUACAGCUGCCGCUGGGGUUCCUGGCCUUUCCCUCCACCCUCUACCUCUGCCUGAUCCUUUCCCCACCACCACCCCAUCCUCAUUUCUCCACCCCCUCACCUAGCCCCAGACGAGUCUCACUAAGAAGGCUGGGUCCUAAGGGUUUGAUGCACAGAGGUUCUGAGCUCUUGCCACUCCCAUUGACUUCAGCUGGAGCUGGCGGUUGCUCAGUGCUUUUAGAAAUCAGAAACUGGGUAGAUAAACUGGGAGCAGGGGCAUUGUAUCCUAUUGCAGGAGGGGGCAGUGUACCCCUGGGGGAUCUCUGAUCAGGGAGGGUGUGUACAGGGGAAGGGUUUCCCCCAAGUGCCUUCAUCCAAGCCAAUGGUGCCUUCUUAUGCUAAGUGGAUGGUGUUUGUUGUGGGGCGGGAGGGGAAACUGGGAUAUGUGGAUAUGGGAAGAUGUUUACAGGUCCUUUUUAAGAACCCUCCAACACCAUCCAAGCCAAAGACACACAGCACAUGGAAGUGGGCACAUGGAAGUUCCUCCUACGUUUGUCACAGCUGGUGUGGGAGUUGUCUUUUGGUGCCACCUCAAGCAUGGCAGGUGGCCUUCGUGUUAAUCUGCCCCAGGAUCGUGGUGGAGCAGGCCACGAUUGAUCAGAAAGGAGGGGUACGUAGCAAUUCCUGUUCAUCCUCCUAUGUGCCCUAGGGAACGUCUACACUUGGAGCAAGGGGUGUGAUUCCCAGCUCGUGUAGAUACUUGUGCUAGCUUUCAUUCCGCUAGCGUGCUGAAAACAGUAGUAUAGACAGCUUGGCCAAGUACAAACCCUCCUGAACCCCGUGGGUGCAGACUUGGCCCAAGUAGCCCCUUCCACCACUCUCUGCAGCUCCUGCUACCCCAGCUACGCUGCUGUUUUUACUGUGCUAGCUCCAUGAGAAGUAGGGCGAGCAUCUCUGAGCUGCAGGGAUUCGUAGCCCCAUCCUGUCAUGACCACGAUGAGCUCAGCUGUUGUUUCCCCUGCCCCACCAGCUAGGGGCUGGAGAGGAGGCCAGUGCGGCCGGGGCUUGGACUGGGCAUGUGUUGUUGGCUGAUAGUUGCCAAUCUGUGUUUUGAAAGUUCUGUCUAUUUUAAACGAACAGGCCAUUUUGUUACCAGGUUCGAAAUAAAAUCUAUUUAACCACA